Phalaenopsis equestris is the source of this 505-nucleotide messenger RNA. Its product is annotated as NADH dehydrogenase [ubiquinone] 1 beta subcomplex subunit 8, mitochondrial. The transcript is spliced from 3 exons. The record is from RefSeq and is a predicted model, not a curated record. The coding region runs from base 140 to 505 and encodes 121 amino acids. NCBI's taxonomy places the organism in Eukaryota, Viridiplantae, Streptophyta, Magnoliopsida, Asparagales, Orchidaceae.
AGGGACUCAAUAUUUUCUGAAUUCAAUGACCAAAACCAAUGAGAUCUGAGCACGAAGGGUCUACAGGUCCAAGCUUUUUUGUUAGCAGGUUUGAGGAUUUCUCGCGCGAUUCAGCGAAGGAGAGAAGCAGAGAGGAGAGAUGGCUGGUAGAUUCAGCACGGCUGCAUCUCGACUGUUGGGCGGCGGCGGCGUUGGCCGAUCCGUUGCGUUCUCCAUGCCCACACGCUCCGGCAUGGGUCUUCCCGUCGGAAAGCACAUAGUUCCCGACAAACCCCUGCCGGAGCAAGACGAGUUGGUAUGGGACAACGGAACGCCUUUCCCGGAGCCAUGCAUCGAUCGCCUCGCUCCACACAUAGGCAAGUAUGAAUCUCUGGCAUGGCUUUGUGGAGGGCUGGGAUUCUUCGCAGCGCUUGGCUUGCUUGCUGUUUGGAAUGACAAGGCAUCGAAGAUACCCUUUGUAAGACAUUUGGAUGACAAAGCUAUAUUUAUAUCUUUUUUUGUUUGA